Drosophila sechellia is the source of this 1612-nucleotide messenger RNA. RefSeq names its product ATPase ASNA1 homolog. Gene Ontology annotation, cellular component: GET complex. Gene Ontology annotation, biological process: tail-anchored membrane protein insertion into ER membrane. The record is from RefSeq and is a predicted model, not a curated record. Gene Ontology annotation, molecular function: ATP hydrolysis activity; ATP binding. Bases 436 to 1446 code for a protein of 336 amino acids. Lineage: Eukaryota; Metazoa; Arthropoda; Insecta; Diptera; Drosophilidae. The transcript has 5 exons.
GGCGCGGGGAACGCGGGGACGGGUCAAGCAUCCGCGGCACUUAUUGUGUUUUUCUUGGGCUGCGAGCGCGCUUUGUUAUUAAAUGUAAUAGGCACGAUAAAAGCAGCGGAGCUUUGAGCAUGUACGCAGCAAUAGAUAUCUGAAUGUUAUGUUGCUAUUGUUAUAACAAUUAGUUAAAACUUAUGUUAGUUACUCAACGCUAGCAGUUUUGUUCUCACUUUGUCAAGGAAAAUUUUAAUUUCAAAUAAUUUUACUUUGGCGCCAAAUGAGCUUCCAUCCCUGGCAGUGCUUCGUGAUCAGCUGAUUUCAGUGCCUAUCAACUUAUACGUAUGCAUACCAAAAACGGUCACUCUGCACUCCAGAAUUCAUAUUCAUUGCUUACAAGCAAUUAUUAAUUUCAACUAAAUUCCUACGUGUCUCGCUUUAGUGGGCAUUAUGGCCGACAAUUUGGAGCCCCUGGAGCCCAGCCUGCAGAAUCUCGUCGAGCAGGACUCCCUCAAGUGGAUCUUCGUGGGCGGAAAAGGCGGCGUGGGCAAGACGACUUGCAGUUCUAGCCUGGCCGUUCAGCUGUCGAAAGUGCGCGAAUCCGUGCUGAUCAUAUCCACAGAUCCGGCGCACAACAUAUCGGAUGCAUUCGAUCAGAAGUUCACCAAGGUGCCCACAAAGGUUAAUGGCUUCGACAACCUGUUCGCCAUGGAAAUCGACCCAAAUGCCGGUCUCAACGAGCUGCCCGAGGAGUACUUCGAUGGCGAAAACGAGGCGCUGCGCGUGAGCAAGGGCGUCAUGCAGGAGAUGAUCAACGCCCUGCCCGGCAUCGACGAGGCGAUGAGCUAUGCGGAGGUGAUGAAGCUGGUCAAGGGCAUGAACUUCUCGGUAGUCGUCUUCGACACGGCGCCCACGGGACACACGCUGCGUCUGAUUGCAUUUCCCCAGGUGGUGGAGAAGGGGCUGGGCAAGCUGCUGCGGCUCAAGAUGAAGGUGGCGCCCCUGCUGUCACAGUUCGUCUCCAUGCUGGGCAUGGCUGAUGUGAACGCGGACACACUCUCCCAGAAGCUGGACGACAUGCUGCGCGUAAUCACCCAAGUUAACGAGCAGUUCAAAAACCCAGAUCAAACUACAUUCGUGUGCGUGUGCAUAGCAGAGUUCUUCUCGCUGUACGAGACGGAACGACUCGUGCAAGAGCUAACCAAGUGCGGCAUCGACGUCCACAACAUCAUUGUAAACCAGCUGCUGUUUCUGCAGAAGUCGCACGACUCGUGCAGCAUGUGCGCCUCCCGCUUCAAGAUUCAGGAAAAGUACCUGGACCAGAUUGCCGACCUGUACGAAGACUUCCACGUAACCAAGUUGCCGCUCCUCGAGAAAGAGGUGCGCGGCCCAGAGAGCAUCCGUUCCUUCUCCGAGAACCUUAUGAAACCCUUCGACCCCAAGGCAGAGCCCAAGGAAUAGGAUAGCCCGUCCAACCCUUUACCCAUCCGUUUCUUCUCCGAGAACCUUAUGAAACCCUUCGACCCCAAGGCAGAGCCCAAGGAAUAGGAUAGCCCGUCCAACCCUUUACCCAUCCGUUUGUAAGUUUCUUCCUUAAUUUGUGUGAACAGAAAGUGCGUAAAAUAAA